ACGAGCGGCCAUAUGCGUACGGACGUAGAGCAUCCCAAAAAUCGCCUCUGUCACACAACCAGGAAGAAGGUGGGAUAGCCCUCCAAAGCUAACAUCCCAGUCUUUCUGCACACUUUCUCCGACAAAUCAUGGGCCCGUCCAGGUUGAAAUCGGCCCUGGUGGCGUUUCUGGUAGCUCUGGGGUGUUUAUUACCGGUGGACGCAGAUGAACAUGAGCACACGUAUACAGAUAAGGAGGAAGUAGUUUUAUGGAUGAACACAGUGGGGCCUUACCACAAUCGACAGGAGACGUACAAGUAUUUCUCGUUGCCGUUCUGUGUCGGCAACAAAAAGACCAUCAGCCACUACCACGAGACGUUGGGAGAGGCUCUGCAGGGAGUGGAGCUGGAGUUCAGUGGUUUGGACAUAAAGUUCAAAGAUGAAGUGAUGCAGACAACAUACUGUGAAAUUGACCUAGACAAGAACAAGCGGGACGCCUUUGUUUAUGCCAUAAAGAACCACUACUGGUACCAAAUGUACAUCGACGACCUUCCCAUCUGGGGAAUUGUUGGAGAGGCGGAUGAGAACGGAGAAGACCAUUAUCUGUGGACGUACAAGAAGCUGGAGAUCGGGUUUAAUGGGAACAGGAUCGUGGACGUGAACCUCACCAGUGAAGGCAAAGUCAGACUUAUCCCAAACACAAAGAUCGCCAUGUCCUAUUCAGUUAAAUGGAAGAAGUCAGAUGUGAAGUUUGAGGACAGAUUUGACAAAUACCUCGAUCCAUCCUUCUUCCAGCACAGAAUUCACUGGUUCUCCAUCUUUAACUCCUUCAUGAUGGUCAUCUUCCUGGUCGGUCUGGUGUCCAUGAUUUUAAUGAGAACGCUGCGGAAAGACUACGCCCGAUACAGCAAAGAGGAGGAAAUGGAUGACAUGGACAGAGAUCUGGGGGAUGAGUACGGCUGGAAGCAAGUUCACGGAGAUGUGUUUCGGCCCUCCAGUCACCCGCUUAUCUUCUCAUCUCUCAUUGGCUCGGGUUGCCAGAUCUUCUCCGUGUCCCUCAUUGUCAUCAUCGUGGCCAUGGUGGAGGAUCUGUACACAGAGAGAGGAUCAAUGCUGAGCACGGCCAUAUUUGUGUAUGCAGCCACCUCUCCCGUCAACGGAUACUUUGGGGGAAGCUUGUACGCAAAACAAGGAGGGAGGAGGUGGAUAAAGCAGAUGUUUAUUGGGGCGUUCAUGAUCCCUGCUAUGGUGUGCGGGACGGCCUUCUUCAUAAACUUCAUUGCGAUUUAUUACCACGCCUCCAGAGCCAUCCCCUUUGGGACCAUGGUGGCCGUGUGCUGUAUCUGCUUCUUCGUGAUUCUCCCACUGAACCUUGUAGGAACUAUUUUGGGGAGAAAUCUGUCAGGACAGCCAAACUUCCCCUGCAGAGUCAACGCUGUCCCUCGGCCAAUCCCUGAGAAAAAAUGGUUCAUGGAGCCGGCCGUCAUCGUGUGCCUGGGAGGAAUUUUACCAUUUGGAUCCAUUUUCAUUGAAAUGUACUUUAUCUUCACGUCGUUUUGGGCCUAUAAAAUCUAUUACGUGUACGGCUUCAUGAUGCUGGUGCUGGUGAUCCUGUGCAUCGUCACGGUCUGCGUCACCAUCGUGUGCACGUACUUCCUGCUAAACGCCGAGGACUACAGAUGGCAAUGGACCAGCUUCUUGUCUGCUGCCUCCACGGCGGUCUACGUGUACAUGUACUCCUUUUACUACUAUUUCUUUAAAACCAAGAUGUACGGGCUUUUCCAGACGUCCUUCUACUUCGGCUACAUGGCAGUUUUCAGCACUGCUCUGGGAAUCAUGUGCGGUGCUGUGGGGUACAUGGGGACAAGUGCCUUUGUGAGGAAGAUCUACACAAACGUGAAAAUCGACUAAAGACGCGAAACCACCACAGAAACAGGGAUCUGAACGGAUUUGCCUCCAAGAAUCUGGGAAGACGGCGGCACAAGUCAUUCUUUAGUACUUUUCUUUCUUGCAAAGAGAUCGAGAGAAUCUCACUUUAUACAAUGUAGUUUUUUCCAUUUCUUUCUGAAUGAAUUUCUGCGCCGCUAAAUGACUAGAGCAAAUCUGUGAGCGUGAGAGAGGUUUGGUUUUUAUCUAAAGCUUUCAAAAAUAAUAACAUACUACGGUGGGGCGAUGGUGAAGGCUGCAUUGGCUCCUUAUUGGUUUCUUCCGGCCCAGUCCCACCUGAGACCAGUGAACAUACAUGUGUAUUGAUGGACAUAGUGUAGCUCUCUUCAGUGAAGAGGCCUAAGUGUAUUGAAAGCCUUUGUUUAUUGUGUCAGGAAACAUUGGAGUUGGGUCUGUGCCCGUUUUCCUGACGUCGUUUCUAUUUUGUAUCCUUGAAGUCACAUAGCGUUACUACCACAGUGCAGUAGUUUGUUCAGAUUACUUUUCACCUCAACAAAAACAAUAAAAAAAAACUGUCACUUACAAAUCAUUCCCCCAUUGCCAUUUCCUCCUCUUUGAUUCCCUGUUACAGUAGCAGUCCAUGCCGUCUAUAUAUUUUAGUCUCGCUGUUUCACUGUACAGCCCGGAGGUAGGUACAGUCAGAACUGAAUUUUUUUUUUUUUUAUAAAGAGGACGCUUGUCGUGGUCUUGUUUUCCCCAUUUAAGUCUUGUUUUCUUAAUGUUUGGGUUUGAAUGAAGUCUACUUGUAAAGAUAAUAUAUGAAUGAGGGGGGAGUGUAUAUAACCUUAAUAAUGUACCUUUAGAUGUAGAUCCCAAAUGUAUUUUCGUUGUACAGGUUUACUACAGGGUGUUUUUUUAAUGAAUCAUUCAGUUCAAAACAAUAGAUUAUAUUUUGGUUUUCACUUUCUUCCUCUGUUCGGUGCUUGCGGUGGGGCUGGUGGCGCUGUUACAUCUUGCCUGGAAUUGCAUGAAAUUUUCACCUCGUCAUACUUCUCUCACUGCUGUUUUUAAUUUCCAUACGAUAUCAGUCGGUUGGGUUUUUGAAAAAGGCCUGUUUAUUCCAACUGUGUAUUUACUAUUUUCAAACAAGGUCAGGAGUAUAUUGUAGCUCUUGUAAUUCGCUUUGUUUGGGCAUCAAAGCGCAUGGACAAGAAAGGACAGAUUUUUACUCUAUUUAUUCAAUUGUUACUUUAGAUACACACACAAAACUACCCCUAUCUUUACAAAUUUGUUCAUAUUUUCCCUCUUAAGUGAAAUGUAAGCAGCACUAUUGCGUGUCAAAUGGACUGCCUAGAAGUUGAGCAUGAAUCCAGUUUAAAUUCUUGUUUUUUUUUACACAUUUUGGUCCAUGAAUGCAAGUGUGAGGCUAGACAAUAGAGAGACUUAGGUAGGUUUAGAGAUUAUGUAGAAUUAGGGUAUGGUGUAGCAAGUAGAUUAAGGGUUACUGCACUCGUAGCAAUUGAGAAAACACGAAAGACGUCAUAGUAAGUUUGAUAAAGCUUGUGCUGAAGUCGGGAGGAUAGUAAAUAUAUAAACUAAAAGUGUAGUUCGCUUGUUUGCUGUCCAUUGAUAAUUACAUGAGCUACAAAUUUACACAACUACAUUGAGUCCUUGUUUCGAAAACCCGUAUCAAAAUCGGUACCUCCAUUUUAAAACAUACAUUUUGCAUCUCUUGGUUUAAUCCAUUAUUUAAAGCUUUAAGGCUCUACAUCUUCGGGUAAGCCAUCUCCCUCCUGUUUUGUUCUCUGCCUAACCCUAAAACAUCUUGUGAAUGUCAAAGAGGAAUGGGGCAGUGUGCUUUAUUUCUACAUACUGUACAAAGUGAAGUUUAUGGACACUUUUGAUGUUUUCAUAGCCACACAACAUGCCAGAGUGUUUCGAUGCUUUGUUCCCACUUUGUGUAAAUACCGUAUAUACCCUAAAUGUAUGAGAAGUGGCAAUGCCUUUUUUUCUAAUUUCCAGUUCUCCCCCCACUGAAGUUGAUUUGGCACCUCAUGUUGUGUACCAAUGUCUGAUUAUAGACAUUUUGAACCUGCAUAUUAACUUGCUGUAAAAAGAGAAAAUAAACAUGUUUAUGUACAGGG
Messenger RNA from Boleophthalmus pectinirostris (great blue-spotted mudskipper), 4009 nucleotides. RefSeq names its product transmembrane 9 superfamily member 3 (gene tm9sf3). The record is from RefSeq and is a predicted model, not a curated record. Gene Ontology annotation, cellular component: membrane. Gene Ontology annotation, biological process: protein localization to membrane. The transcript has 15 exons. The coding region runs from base 129 to 1889 and encodes 586 amino acids. NCBI's taxonomy places the organism in Eukaryota, Metazoa, Chordata, Actinopteri, Gobiiformes, Gobiidae.